CCUCCCCCUGUGUUUGCGUGUCUUGUGGCGUACACACGCAGGACGACGAUGGGUCGAAGCAUCCGCGAGAGCAUCCUUUGGUGCGCGUACGCAUGCUCUCGCAUGCCACACAGCUCCUCUUCGGUAGAAACCAUUUGGUAAAAGGACCGUUGAAUUGAACCGCAAGCUCGCAUUCCGUCAUCUGCUGUCUGGCUUUAUGGACGUUCGAGCUGGUUGGUGGAUAAAGUCUUGAUAAAUUUCGUGUUUUGUUCAAAAUUUGUGUCUCUGUUGAUGCCUUUAAAGUGUAAAAAACCCACAAAAAAAGCGUAAGAACGUGUCUAAAAAAAAUGGUCGUUCUAGUGCUGAUGCUACUGGCACUUACCGCUGGCACAGUCCAGGCCGGUGGUACACUCCAGCAACUCGACUCCUGGAAGGGAAUGGAACGUGAACUUGCACCGGACGCACUGAUAGUUCGGCUAGACCGCCUAGUGAACGUGUGUGUGGCGAACUAUGAAGAUCUUACCACGGAUCUCCUGUUAGGCAUCGCGAUCGCUAAUGCACAACUUAGGACCAUUCUGAAGCAAGGACCGCUCCCAGAACCGCAGCGCCAGUUUGUGGAAUCGUUGGCAAAAAAGUGUGACUUUGUCGAGAGCCGCAUCGAAAGCAUCUUUAACUUCCCGAGCGGUGCCAAUGCCGUCGUGUCCAAGUUGCUGAUAGACUCUGAAUUUUGGGAAUCAAAAGAUGAGCCUAACAGUGGACCAUUUAAAGACCAAUCGAGAAGCAGAAGGCGUCGCAGUCAGUUGAUGAUGGAUGAUGACCCACAGGCCCUGAUGGAGAGCUACCUGGAGGCGAUCGAUGCGGGAGGACCUAGUGAACUGCAAUCAGACGAAUGCCUCUCCGAGCUGCUCGUAAACGAGUCCGAAAACGAGUUCAACUCCACGGGUAACAGCAACAGCACCCCCAAUAGUGCGCCACCGCCCGCCAAACGGCUAAUCCUUAGCCGCGAGUGUAGUGCCGCCAUGUCGCUACGCAAACGCUCCUACGGCUACCAUCUGACCCAUAAAUUACUCUUCUACAUCGUGCUCGCCCGGCAGCGGUUUGCGAAUGUGGACCGUGCGUUCGUCGCCGACGGCCAGCGGACGCUCUGCGAGCAGAUACUGCACGAGUCGGACCUGAUCGCACGGUUCGAUUUCCCCGAUCUGUUUCGCGAUCUCUUCAUGGAGCAGGUGUUGCUGUGCGCGUUAGCCGAUGCACCAUUGCUGGAGUUCACCAACCCGGCCUGGCUGGGGGCCAUCGUGAGCUGGCAGAAUGGGGAAGGCUGCUUCAAGUACUACGGAGACGAGGGCGAUGGUGUGAUAGGCCCGAACGCACUAACCACACACUGUUCCACGCAUAUGAGUGGUGUUGGGGCGGCCCUGCUUGGACUGUUUGCAAGGCUUCAGCUGGUUCAGCAACGGGAGUGAAGAUGAAUUGCCCCCGGGCCGGGUCUGUCCAAAAUGCGUAACGAUUGCCUCUUUCUCUGUGUGCGUGAAUGUGUCUAUGAAUAAACGUGUGUCUAAUCCGAA
Molecule: messenger RNA, 1544 nt
Organism: Anopheles arabiensis
Lineage: Eukaryota; Metazoa; Arthropoda; Insecta; Diptera; Culicidae
Exons: 5
Coding region: 327-1442 (371 amino acids)
Cellular component (GO): cytosol; membrane
Source: RefSeq, a predicted model, not a curated record